UGUUAGGAAACAAGUCAGUAAGCCUGACCAAAAGCUAAUGUCAUCAGAAAGGCCAACAGAAAGUCCAGAGGUGCCAGCAGAAAAUACCAUGUCCCCUGAAGAUCCUGAUGUGGAAGGAAGGGGGAAGUCAAGUGACAGUCCAGCAGAGAGACAAGAGGAAGGCUCAGAGAAGGGAGAAUGCCUGGAGCUCAUGUCCAAGAGGCAAAGGAAGAAGCUAUUGAAGCAGAAACAGUGGGAAGAACAGAAAGAUCUACGAAGGCAGAAGCGAAAAGAAAAACGCCAGAAGAGAAAGUUGGAACGUCAGUCAAAACUGGAGGCCAGUCAUGAAGGCAAUGACAGAAAGCGUAUGCGAAGGGAAGUUGUUCCCAGUACACUUCGCCUCAUUGUGGACUGCAGCUUUGAUGACCUGAUGGCGCUAAAGGAUGUUAAGAAGCUUCACAAGCAAAUUCAGAGAUGUUAUGCAGAAAACCGCAAAGCAUUUCACCCUGUGCAGUUUUACUUGACCAGCCAUGGGGGACAGUUGAAGAGCAACAUGAAUGAAAAUGACAAAGGAUGGGUGAACUGGAAGGAUAUCCAAAUCAGAACAGAGCACUAUAGUGAACUAAUAAAGAAAGAAGACCUAGUGUAUCUAACCUCAGAUUCCCCCGAUGUUCUCAGCGAGCUUGAUGAGAAGAAAGCCUAUGUGAUUGGAGGAUUGGUGGAUCACAAUCACUACAAGGGAAUUACUUACAGAAAAGCUAUAGAGCAGGGAAUUGGUCAUGCACAGCUCCCGCUUGGAAACUUUGUCAAGAUGAAUAGUCGGAAAGUGCUAGCUGUCAAUCAUGUAUUUGAGAUCAUCCUCGCAUACCUGGAGAAGAGAGACUGGAAGGAGGCCUUUUUCAGUGUCUUGCCACAGCGGAAAGGGGCUGUUCCUUUGGGAGAAGCCAAUAAUUCAUCCAAACAUGCUCUGUCUGGAAGAGAAGAUGAACAUGCUGACUCAGACAGCAACUAGGCUAUAGAAUGAGGUGAUAGGAAAGAUGAGAUACACAGGU
Molecule: messenger RNA, 1031 nt
Organism: Indicator indicator
Lineage: Eukaryota; Metazoa; Chordata; Aves; Piciformes; Indicatoridae
Gene: TRMT10A
Product: tRNA methyltransferase 10A
Exons: 7
Coding region: 38-991 (317 amino acids)
Biological process (GO): tRNA N1-guanine methylation
Cellular component (GO): nucleoplasm; cytosol; nucleus
Molecular function (GO): tRNA binding
Source: RefSeq, a predicted model, not a curated record